This is a messenger RNA of Anisakis simplex (herring worm), 708 nucleotides long. The record is from the annotation of a GenBank genome assembly. NCBI's taxonomy places the organism in Eukaryota, Metazoa, Nematoda, Chromadorea, Rhabditida, Anisakidae.
AUGAAAGUGAUUACGUUCACUCAGUUGAAACUUGAUGUUUAUCAGUUUCAGAAGAGCGAGUUAACCGUUAUCAGAGGUGUUGUUGCAGUCACACCUCCUCCUCGCUCACUAUGGACGCCACUGAUGGCGCCGAUAUGGACAUGUGAGUUGAAGCAGCAUCAUAUUUUCUCUCGUUCGAGUGCAGUGGUGUACAAAGUGGAAAACUAUUCAUAUAAUAAAAGAAGAAUGCAGAUGAACGUAUUAUUUAUUUCACUACUCUCGUUCAUGUCAACCUUAAUAGCAAACGCUAUCAAGUGCUAUUGCACUGAUGACCAUUGUGUUCCGUACGGUGUUUGUGAAAGCAGUGUUUGUUUGGUUGGUAUACUGAAAAGUUCAAAUUCAGUUAUACGUACUUGUGGCUCAGAAUUAAUCGGUUGUCGAAGAAACGUUGGAAGAUGGUUAGACUUGUGUGCUUGUGAUAAGCCGUUGUGCAAUACGUUCUCUUAUCUCAGAAGUAAUACGCGCAAAGAUACAGAACCACCGGAUGGCGAUUCGCUUGUUUUUAACCGAGUUGACAGCAUUGACACAAAUCCUUCGUAUCCAGAACAGGAUGCUCCAUUGUCAACACGAACAUCGUUUUUGACGAUCCUCUUGGUUGGGGUGCCGCUCGUUGUCGGAACGGCCACUGUGGUUGUUGUUGCCUUCAAUUAUUAUUGUCACCUGUGCUGA